CUGAAGAAUCUCCUCAGAAUGCAAUACAUAAUAAUUUAUUUUUAAUCAGGGAUUGACAUAAGAGACGCCUUUGCUUCCCUGGCUGCAGUUACAAGUGAAAGAAAUCUUUGGCAAAGUCCAGCUCACUAGGCAGAGAGAAAGUCCAAAGUUUCUAAGACGUUGAUACACGGUACAAAUGGAUCUUUUGGUGUUGGUGGCAUUGAGCUCCUGGAUGGCUCCUACACUUGCUUCAUCAUCCGGCAGUGAUGACAAAGACUACGACAGUGCUUUUCAUUACGAUUAUGAAUCUCUGAGAAUUGGUGGCCUAGUUUUCGCUGUGGCACUGUUCCUCUUGGGCAUCGCCCUCAUCGUCACCCGGAAAUGUACCUGUUCGAAGAGUGAUAAGUCAAGGUCCCAGGGUCCUAAUGUGGAAUCAGGUGUUCCAAAGGCUUAAACCCAGAGACAAAGAGCUGAGGACAGUCUUUCCAUGAAUGCAUGAUGCCUCCUUCAAUUUCAAAAUGUUAUUAUGCUCCUUUUAUUCUUUUUUAUGUUUUUAUCAUCAAUAACUGUUACUAGACAAUCUGCCUGCUUUAUAUGGUAGAAAUAGUGUCAUUGAGAUUGUAUUUUUGUGACUUUCAAAUUUAUGCAAAAUAAUAAAACACAUUUGAAAAUC
Molecule: messenger RNA, 652 nt
Organism: Scomber japonicus (chub mackerel)
Lineage: Eukaryota; Metazoa; Chordata; Actinopteri; Scombriformes; Scombridae
Product: FXYD domain-containing ion transport regulator 6-like
Exons: 8
Coding region: 176-433 (85 amino acids)
Biological process (GO): regulation of sodium ion transmembrane transporter activity
Cellular component (GO): membrane
Molecular function (GO): sodium channel regulator activity
Source: RefSeq, a predicted model, not a curated record